This is a messenger RNA of Lagopus leucura (white-tailed ptarmigan), 4619 nucleotides long. It is a transcript of the gene SLC7A14, whose product is annotated as solute carrier family 7 member 14. Gene Ontology annotation, biological process: transmembrane transport; amino acid transport. Gene Ontology annotation, cellular component: plasma membrane. NCBI's taxonomy places the organism in Eukaryota, Metazoa, Chordata, Aves, Galliformes, Phasianidae. Bases 1 to 2316 code for a protein of 771 amino acids. The transcript has 7 exons. The record is from RefSeq and is a predicted model, not a curated record. Gene Ontology annotation, molecular function: amino acid transmembrane transporter activity.
AUGAGCGGCCUUCUGUCACGCCUGGACCCACGGCGGGUGCCAUGGGGGGCUGCAGGCCAUGCCCUGCGCUCCCGCGUCCUGCGCACCAAGCCUGUGGAGUCAAUGCUGGAGGGCACGGGGACAGCAGGAGGCCAGGGCGCACGGCUGGCCAAGGUCCUCACCACGCUCGACCUCAUCUCCCUUGGUGUUGGCAGCUGUGUGGGCACAGGUAUGUACGUGGUGUCCGGCCUGGUGGCCAAGGAGAUGGCAGGGCCUGGCGUCAUCGUGUCCUUCAUCAUCGCUGCCGUCGCCUCCAUCUUGUCAGGCGUUUGCUACGCUGAGUUUGGUGUGCGGGUCCCCAAGACCACGGGCUCUGCCUACACCUACAGCUACGUGACAGUGGGGGAAUUUGUGGCAUUCUUCAUUGGCUGGAACCUCAUCCUGGAGUACCUGAUUGGCACGGCCGCGGGUGCCAGUGCCCUCAGCAGCAUGUUUGACUCACUGGCCAACCACACCAUCAGCCGCUGGAUGAUCAGCAGCGUCGGGACGCUGAACGGGCUGGGGAAAGGAGAGGAGUCAUACCCUGACCUUCUUGCUCUAGUCAUCGCCAUCAUUGUCACCAUCAUCGUGGCCAUGGGUGUGAAGAACUCAGUGGGACUGAACAACGUGCUCAAUGUGAUUAACCUGAUAGUCUGGGUCUUCAUUAUGAUUGCCGGGCUCUUCUUCAUCAAAAGCGACAACUGGUCUGAAGGGCAGUUCCUGCCGUUCGGAUGGCCGGGGGUGCUCAAAGGGGCUGCGACGUGUUUCUAUGCCUUCAUUGGCUUCGACAUCAUUGCUACCACAGGAGAAGAAGCAAAGAGCCCCAACACCUCCAUCCCCUACGCCAUCACAGCCUCACUCGUUGCGUGCUUGACAGCAUACGUGUCCGUAAGCAUCAUCCUCACACUGAUGGUGCCAUACGAUGCCAUCGACACUGAGUCCCCACUGAUGGAAAUGUUUGUGGCACGUGGCUUCUAUGCAGCCAAGUUCAUCGUUGCCAUUGGGUCUGUGGCCGGCCUGACCGUCAGCUUGCUGGGCUCUCUAUUCCCAAUGCCAAGAGUCAUCUACGCCAUGGCCGGCGAUGGGCUACUCUUCAGGUUUUUGUCCCACGUCAGCUCUUACACAGAAACGCCAGUAGUAGCUUGUAUAGUCUCUGGGUUUCUUGCGGCACUGCUCUCCUUGCUGGUCAGCCUGCGGGACCUGAUAGAGAUGAUGUCCAUUGGCACACUGCUUGCCUACACACUGGUGUCUGUCUGUGUCUUGCUCCUCCGGUACCAGCCCGAGAGUGACAUCGAUGGCUUUGUCAAGUUCCUCUCUGAGGAGCACACCAAAAAGAAAGAGGGCAUCCUGGCUGACUGUGAGAAGGAAGCUUGCUCCCCAGGCAGCGAAGGAGAGGAGUUCACAGGCCCACCAACCAACACGUGUGGGGCAAAAAACCUUCCAUCGCUGGGGGACAACGAGAUGCUCAUUGGGAAAUCUGAUAAAUCCACCUAUAACGUGAAUCACCCCAAUUACGGCACAGUCGACAUGACUUCAGGGAUCGAGGCGGACGAGUCUGAGAACAUCUACCUCAUCAAGCUGAAGAAGCUGAUCGGCCCUCGCUACUACACCAUGCGGAUCCACCUGGGGCUGCCGGGGAAGAUGGAUCGGCCCACAGCAGCCACCGGCCACACGGUCACCACCUGCGUGCUCCUGCUCUUCGUCCUGAUGUUCAUCUUCUGCUCCUUCAUUAUUUUUGGGUCAGACUACAUCUCUGAGCAGAGCUGGUGGGCCGUUCUCCUUGUUGUGCUGAUGAUCCUGCUCAUCAUCGUGCUGGUGUUUGUCAUCUUGCAGCAGCCAGAGAACCCCAAGAAGCUGCCCUACAUGGCACCCUGCCUUCCGUUCGUCCCCGCGUUCGCCAUGCUGGUGAAUAUCUAUCUCAUGCUGAAACUCUCCACAGUCACGUGGAUCCGAUUUGCUGUCUGGUGUUUUGUGGGUCUGCUCAUUUACUUUGGCUACGGGAUGUGGAACAGCACGCUGGAGAUCAGUGCCCGCGAGGAGGCCCUCCACCAGAGCACCUACCAGCGCUAUGAUGUGGACGUUGACCCUUUCUCAGUGGACGACGGCUUCUCCUACGCCACCGAGGGUGAGAGCUACCCAGACUGGGGCCCUCCCGAGGACAAGGGCUUCUCAUACCAGCAAAUGUCAGGAGCAAAGGAAAGCCAUCGGACGAGUAGCAGAUCGAAAAGCAAGGGCAGGCACAAACCGUCCUCAGAGGCCCUCAUCGCCAACGACGAGUUGGACUACUCACCUGAGUAGUGGGGCGAGCAGGGGGACGCCGUGCUGCCAGCCAGCCAGGAAGGGCCUGCGGCUUCCCUGCCCCGUCCUGUCCUCCACCACCACCCCCUCACCUCUGGUCCUCGGGUCACACGCCGCGACCGCUGCCGACCCCAAACCAAACCCACCCGAGGGCUUUGCCAGCUGAGUCCCAGCCAGGCAAUGCUGGAGCCCUGGUACCUGCCGAGCCCCACUUGGCGCCCAGUGGGAGAUGUGCCAAACUGAGGGGGCUCUGAGAGGUGGAAUGAUCCACGUGGGGGGACGAGAUGGUUUUCCCUCGGGAAAUAGUCACCCUGUGGCCACUCCUAUGUGUUUGGCACUUUCUUAGCACGUGUGCUUUUUCCUCUAACCACCCAGCAGUAAUAGCUUAACCAGAGGGACAGGCAGGUAGGACAUGAAAGUGAACCAGCUUCAUCCAAGGGGGUGGCUCAGCUCGGUUGGCCCCAUCACUUGGCGUUUUCAUGGCUGUUCCAGCACUAAGUGUAUGCAACAAGGCCAUGUUAUGAUGGUCCCCAGCCCCGAAUCCAAAAGUCGUAAAUACCAGGAUUCACUGUUAGACCAUGUCUUGCACUGCUCUAGACAGUCUCAAACAAAACCUGAAAUCCUGGCAUAGUCAAGCAUCCUGAAUCUGAGCUUGGCCUCAUUUCAGAUCACACCUGACCUAGACUUAUGCAAGCAGUCAGCAAACCCCACACAGUGUCCCUGAGAUUGAACUGGAUGCUGUUCCCACCAUUUUGUCUUUCCCAAAACAGCCAGCCCAUUGUCUGUGAACUGUUGUGGGCACAUCCCAGCACUCAUUCUGGCCUCCAUGUUAUUUCUAACCUUGGCUUGGUGGAUAAUGUGUGAAAAGAUUCAAAGAUGCUGCUUGUUCUAGAGACACUUCUAAUGUGAAACCAAAAGAAGUGACUGGGAGGGCUUCAGGAUGGGAGGGUUUGGUAAAAGGACCCGUUAAGCUUCACUCUGGACCCUCUCCUGCUGCCCAACCUUGCUACACUUCCACAAGCAGCAACCCAAGAGCAUCCCACCCAAAAGCCGCCACGAUGCACAUAAGCUCUACCAAUCCACUUGGGGAUCUGUCCUACACGCCUAUCCCCAGCAGUGCUGAAGCUCUCAUGAUGCUCACUUGUGCCCCGCUGCUCCCCUGAAGGAUGCUUUUGAGAUACCCAGGACAGAUGGCACCUGGCAGGUCUGGCUUUAUGUUUUCAGGGAGAAAGAUUGUUGCUGUUUUCCUACCAGCUCUCAAACUAAACCAUGGGGUGGUCAUCCUCGUCCCACUACCGCACGGUAUUUAGGCAUCUGCUGGGUAACAAACAUGUGCCCAAGUACCCUGCUGAUUCGAAGCCUGUUGUUCCUUUUGCAGCCUUAAUCUCUUGCUACAGAGCAGUUUGCAGUACCAGUGUGUGUUGUUGUGUCCACCUGAGUAUCAUUUGGCAAGAGCCUGCUCCCUUGCUCUUUGGCGUCUAGGCACCUGUCAUUGUAUCAGUGUGUUGAGUGGCGGUCUGGGGCUGCUGUGGUUCUCCUGCAGCCAUCCAACAUUCCUCGUUCCUUCUCCAUCUUUUCCCAUCCCUUCUUCAUCCUUUGCCCUUCUCCAUCUCCAUCCCAUCUUCAUCCAUUCCCAGGGAAGCAGGGAAGGAUGCCCACAACUCCAGGCCCACCAGCAGAGAUCAUUUGGGCAGCAUUGGCCUAGGGCCAGUUUGGGAUGCUGAAAGGGGCCAGGAAGCUGGCACAGGUGUUGCUGUAACCCAAAUACUUCUCCAUGCCCUAAAAGGAGAUUUUCACACAGCCACCACAUUACAGAACAGCAUUGCCAGCACCACCACUGUCCCACUCCAUGCCAGGAGCCAGCAUCCUGUUGCUGGAGCCCAAAGCAUGACCCAGAUGGAGCAGAAAUACCUCACAUCCCCCAGACCAACCCGGUGAGAUCUUGGUCCCUCUGCAGGUUGUGACCACAGCAGCACGACCCAGCACGCACCCUCUGCACAGCAGAGCUCACGCCCCGAGCGACGCCGGUGUCACAGCCCCAGCUUGUAAAUGAUCCUCACUCCUCUCGUUUUGUUUUUGGUCUUUCUGAUGUAGAUCUUGCUUUUUUUGCAGACGGUACUUUCUGGUGUAACAGUUCUCUGCAGUUCUGAUAUGAAAUUGGUGUAUUUGUUAAAAGAGUUUGUUAAAUUAUUUUAUUUAAUUCUAUUUUUGUCGUUUCCAGAAGCCCAUUGGUGCAUUGUACAAUGGGGUCUUGUAGUGUGUCAUGAGAAAGAAAAAAAUAUGCAGAUAUGUUAUGGAGUGAU